AUGAAGGUGGUGGUGGAUAUUGUAGCACAGAAAAUGCCAUCUGAAAAUGAUGUUCAUAUGGCGAGAAACUAUCUUAUGAAGAUCUUAAGAAAUUCCAUGAGUUUCAGAAGAAAUGACCUAGCCUGCAGGCCUCACUCCUGGCAUGCAACCAAAUUUACAGAAAGUCAACCUGAGACAGCCACGUCACACCUUUCCUCAUCCAAUGCCUGCUCUUCCUGGCACUCGCGCUAUCAUGCAAGCUGUUCUUCUCAUGACCUGUCAAACUCAUGGGAUCAGUCAAGUCUACAUCGCACUUCUGACCAAUUCAGCUCUUUGGGAAGUAUGGACAGCUGGGACCACACUCCACAAGUAGCCCAGUAUGGAAGACUUUCUUCUGCAAGGUCUAAUAGUAGUAUUGAUCAUCUAGGGAGCCAAAGUAAGCGGGAUUCAGCCUACGGGUCUUUCUCCACGAGUUCUAGCACCCCUGACCACACUCUAUCCAAUGCAGACACUUCUUCAACAGAGAACAUGCUGUACAAAGUAGGCCACUGGGAGACUGCUAAGCAUGUGAACAAAUCUGGCCAAUUCUUGAAUGACAACAGUGGAACAGAGGACAAACAUGGGUAUAUGCCAGCUCCCAUCCAAUACGAGAACAACAGAAGUCCUAGAAUAGAGGAACAACCUGAUGGCAAGCUCACUAGCUCUGGAAGAUCCAGUUUUGGACCUGUCUGGUAUGUUCCUGAUAAGAAGAAGUCUUCAUCUCCUCCCCCCCCACCUCCACCUCUUCGUAGUGACAGCUUUGCUGCUACCAAAGGCCAUGAGAAAGCCCAUGGCCCUGUGUACUCAGAGGGUGCCAGCACGCAGCACUUUACAGCCCUGAACCGGUCUCAGCCCAGGAGUGACUGGAACUUGGAAACUGUGGAGCAGCAGCGACGGCCCUCCAGAGCAUGUGACAGGAGGGUCAGUAGCUCAAAUUAUAAACCUGAUCUCAGUUCAGAACACACUUUUCCUUCAACUGGUGAAAGGUACAAUAGUAAUGCAGGAACAGUGAAUAAACUGCAGUCGUCCUUGUCCAGCACUGAUGUUCGGUUUGCACAGCCUACUUACAGUUACCACCACCAGCACCAGUACAGUGAUGAAAGCACUUUUAUUCACAAUGCAAGAAUCUUAGCUGCGCCUAAAGAUCAGCAACAUUAUCUGUCCUAUAGUGGCAUUCGGGAGUUACCUACAGAUCAUUUUCAUGGCUACAGUCCAAACCCAGCUAGUCUGCUCAACACUUCCUCUUCUUCGAAUAGUACUGCUGAACAGAAGGUGGACAACACUGGACAGAGUCGUUAUUAUUGCGUGACAGCAAAACAGCCUGCUCAGGGAAGCUCAAAGCCACUACAACUCAAGGAUGACAGCUGGAAACCUGCAGUGGGGGCUGAUGCAUCACUUGGACCUCAUGAAAAUCCUGCAGUUGUCACAAUGGUCCAAAACCCAAAAUACUAUCUACCUCAACAAUCUGUUGAAUCUUCACUGAAAGGGUAUGAGAACAGUAGUCAUUAUCCUGUGGACAGAGAGGGGGAUGCUAGGUGUGCUGUAGUAGAAGAAGCUAAAAAGCCCAAUCACACUGAAAAGUCUGGACAAAAGAAAAACUUUGAGAGCAGCUCUGAGGAAUAUGAAACUAGGUAUGGUCAACAGGAGUAUAUAAAGGGCUGUGUUCUUACCGCUGAAAGCAGAUCUGCUCAAAAAGAUUUUAGGUGGGGGAAAGAUGAGAGCAGCAAGAUUUCUCCUCAGAAGACCCCAAUGUUGCACUCUUUAGCUCAGGAAGGGAAAAAACAGUCUGACAACAGCCCAGAAGCGGUAACAGAGCGACAGGCCCCAUUUGACACUCACUUGUCUAAACAGGCACGAAGGAGUGAUCGUUUUGCAACAACCCUGAGAAAUGAGAUCCAAAUGAGAAGAGCAAAGCUGCAGAAAAGUAGAAGCACUGCUACAUUAUUAGGGUCAUCUGAAACAGAGGAGUGCAAUGAGACCUGGAAGCCAGAUUCAAUGGAAAAUGUCAUCAUCUCUCCAGACACUAACUUUACCAGCACCUACAAAGAUCACCUCAAGGAAGCACAGGCCAGGGUUCUGAGGGCGACAUCCUUCAAACGGCGGGACUUGGAGCCCAGCUCCACUGAAUAUCACCCCAGGUCACCCGAGCAGAAAACUGGUAGUUAUAACUCUUCGUUAUUGGCUUUGGUUUCUGAAGAUGCGUCUGGAUUCCUUGAGGCUACACAAGCUAAACCGAACCCUACAGGGAGUGGCACUCAUCACGUUUCUCGCAUUGGAGCCAGGAAGAGGUUCACAACAGAGCAAAAACUGAAGUCUUACUCUGAACCGGAGAAGAUGAAUGAGGUGGGGAUGUCGGAGGAUGAGUGCCGAGCUCAUUGCUGUCCAAAUACAUCUGAAGAAGCCCUGGGCUCAUUUGCAGACAGGUGGAAAUUUUUUGAAGAAACAAGUAAGCCUGCCUAUAGGAAAUUGGCACAGAAACCAGCUCCCCACAGUCUAGCUGAGGGACAGACUGAGAGGCCGGAUAAGAAAGCUCACAGUGGACAAGAGGGAGAGGAGUCAUGGUAUGAGAGAAGGGGUCGGGCAGCCUCUGCUGGACUUGAAACUGCACAUGCUUCAAAAGAUAACAUCCACCACAGUAGCAGCAAUAAGGCUGCUGAUAGGAUUGUGAAAUCUGAGCAGCCGCAGCGCCUAGGAACCUUUGCAGAGUAUCAGGCAUCAUGGAAGGAGCAGCGGAAGCCAGUAGAGCCAAGGAGCUCAGGAAGGUACCAUUCAGCCGAUAAUAUCCUUGAUGCAGGCCAUGAACAGCAUGAGAAACACCAGUACACUCAUGAGAGGUCUAGAUCAUCCCCUUCUACUGACUUCUACAAACAGGAAGUCUCAGUUGAAGUAAGGAGGCAAGCAGAGGAUUUGAAGGAAGAUGGGGAGCGUGUUUUCUCUAAAGUUAACAAUCUGGGUGAAAGGAACUGCACUGUAAG
Molecule: messenger RNA, 2993 nt
Organism: Phaethon lepturus (White-tailed tropicbird)
Lineage: Eukaryota; Metazoa; Chordata; Aves; Phaethontiformes; Phaethontidae
Product: protein Shroom2-like
Exons: 4
Biological process (GO): actin filament organization
Cellular component (GO): apical junction complex; adherens junction; cortical actin cytoskeleton
Molecular function (GO): actin filament binding
Source: RefSeq, a predicted model, not a curated record